CAGCCGCACGCCUUGGCCAGGAUCCGAGUGAUGAGCUAUGUCCCCACCGAGGCACCCGGCGGCCACCGGCGUUUAGCACGGGCUGAGGAGCCCGACCUGCACGGAAGGCUGGCAGACAUGGGCUCCUGGCCGAGGCCGGGGCAGUUGGUGGCAGCAAGGAGGAGAGGCCUGGGCGUCUGGAGCAGGGCUGAGCCUCGGCAGCUGUGGAGCGUGUGAAGCCCACCAUGGCCCAGAGGCUGUGGGCCGGCCGCCUGCUGCGGCAUCGGAAAGCCCAGCUCCUGCUGGUCAACCUGCUGACCUUCGGCCUAGAGGUGUGCCUGGCCGCCGGCAUCACCUACGUGCCGCCUUUGCUGCUGGAAGUGGGGGUCGAGGAGAAGUUCAUGACCAUGGUGCUAGGCAUCGGUCCAGUGCUGGGCCUCGUCUCGGUCCCACUCCUAGGCUCGGCCAGUGACCACUGGCGUGGGCGCUAUGGUCGCCGGAGGCCCUUCAUCUGGGCCCUGUCCCUGGGCGUCCUGCUGAGCCUCUUCCUCAUCCCAAGGGCCGGCUGGCUGGCGGGGCUGCUGUGCCCGGACACCAGGCCCCUGGAGCUGGCCUUGCUGAUCCUGGGGGUGGGGCUGCUGGACUUCUGCGGCCAGGUUUGCUUCACCCCGCUGGAGGCCCUGCUCUCUGACCUCUUCCGGGACCCAGACCACUGUCGCCAGGCCUUCUCUGUCUAUGCCUUCAUGAUCAGCCUCGGGGGCUGCCUGGGCUACCUCCUGCCUGCCAUCGACUGGGACGCCAGUGCCCUGGCCCCCUACCUGGGCACCCAGGAGGAGUGCCUCUUUGGCCUGCUCACCCUCAUCUUCCUCACCUGUGUGGCGGCCACACUGUUUGUGGCCGAGGAGGCAGCGCUGGGUCCGGCCGAGGUGGCGGAAGGGCUGGCGGUCCCCUCGGGGCCACACUGCUGGCCGUGCCACACCCGCCUGGCUUUCCGGAACCUGGGCGCCCUGUUUCCCCGGCUGCACCAGCUCUGUUGCCGUGUGCCUCGCACCCUGCGCAGACUCUUCAUGGCCGAGCUGUGCAGCUGGAUGGCAUUCAUGACCUUCACGCUGUUCUACACGGACUUUGUAGGCGAGGGGCUGUACCAGGGUGUGCCCCGGGCUGAGCCGGGCACCGAGGCCCGGAGACACUAUGAUGAAGGGGUCCGGAUGGGCAGCCUGGGGCUGUUCCUGCAAUGCGCCAUCUCCCUGCUCUUCUCUCUGGUCAUGGACCGGCUGGUGCAGCGAUUCGGCACCCGGGCCGUCUAUCUGGCCAGCGUGGUGGCCUUCCCUGUUGCUGCCGGCACCAUGUGCCUGUCGCGCAGUGUGGCCGUGGUGACCGCGUCGGCCGCCCUCACCGGCUUCACCUUCUCCGCCCUGCAGAUCCUGCCCUACACGCUAGCCUCCCUCUACCACCGCGAGAAGCAGGUUUUCCUGCCCAAAUACCGAGGAGAUGCCGGGAGUAGUGCCAGUGAGGACAGCCUGAUGCCCGGCUUUCCACCGGGCCCCAAGACCGGAUCUCCCUUCCCCAAUGGACACAUGGGUGCUGGAGGUAGCAGCCUCCUCCCUUCUCCACCUGUGCUCUGUGGGGCCUCCGCCUGUGACGUCUCCAUGCGUGUGGUGGUGGGCGAGCCGCCUGAGGCCCAGGUCAUUCCGGGCCGGGGCAUCUGCCUGGACCUAGCCAUCCUGGACAGUGCCUUCCUGCUGUCCCAGGUGGCCCCGUCCCUGUUUAUGGGCUCCAUCGUUCAGCUCAGCCAGUCUGUCACUGCCUACAUGGUGUCGGCCGCGGGCCUUGGUUUGGUGGCCAUUUAUUUUGCUACACAGGUGGUAUUUGAUAAGAGCGACUUAGCCAAAUACUCGGUGUAGAAUCCUUCCGGCCCACCGAGGCAGGGGCUGCCUCCCGGGGUCGCAGGCCCUCCCCCAUCCCCUCUCUGGAUCCGGGCGCAUCCUAGCCUUCCAGUUUCUGUUGCUGCCAACGUGGUGUGGCUCUCUGCUGCCACCCCGUGGUGGUGAGGUGCAGAGCUGCGCAGGUCAGGGCCU
Molecule: messenger RNA, 2057 nt
Organism: Callorhinus ursinus (northern fur seal)
Lineage: Eukaryota; Metazoa; Chordata; Mammalia; Carnivora; Otariidae
Gene: SLC45A3
Product: solute carrier family 45 member 3
Biological process (GO): transmembrane transport
Cellular component (GO): membrane
Molecular function (GO): sucrose:proton symporter activity
Source: RefSeq, a predicted model, not a curated record